Molecule: messenger RNA, 2446 nt
Organism: Drosophila mauritiana
Lineage: Eukaryota; Metazoa; Arthropoda; Insecta; Diptera; Drosophilidae
Exons: 5
Coding region: 85-2190 (701 amino acids)
Biological process (GO): SCF-dependent proteasomal ubiquitin-dependent protein catabolic process
Cellular component (GO): SCF ubiquitin ligase complex
Molecular function (GO): protein binding
Source: RefSeq, a predicted model, not a curated record
GCGGUCACACUUGACCAAUUGCAUUUAGCUGGAAAAAAAAGCUGCUGGCGAAAAUUGGCAAUAAAGUGCAGGAGCAGCCCAAUCAUGGAACAGGCCGAAUUGGGCAGUGCGUGCCUUGCAGCGCCUAAGCGCCGCUUCCCGGACAACGAGCGUUGUGGGCGGGAGUCGGUCGCCGUGCUCGUGCAGCCAGUGCUGCAACAAAUCCCGGCCGAGGAGGAGCCAGAGAUAAAACAGCGCAAAAAGGAGCAGGAGCAGAACGAGGCCGUCGACCGGGACACGGAUCCCAACCUCAUGGACUUCUGUGAUGAGCUGCUCUUCGAGAUCUUCCAGUACCUGGACACGUCCUCCAUUCUGGCGGUGAUGCAUUGCUCGCCGCGCUUUGAAAACCUCCUGCUGGAUCAUCGCUUCUACCAUCACAUAGACUUAAGCAACGGGCCGCUGCCUAUGGGCAUCCUAGAAGAGAUUCUUGGUCGAGCCACCGAAAAGACACACACCAUUAAAAUCUGCGGACCUCCGUCCUCGCAGCAUGUUGCAGGCGAAUUCCGCCAGUUCACCCAAACGCUAAGCUCCGUUUUCCCCAGGGUUGUCCAGCUGAAAGUGCUGGAGCUGCAGGGCGUCAGCCUGGACUUCGAAUACAUACACAUAACUGAGUUCCCGGCCACUCUGAAGCGUCUGAAGCUGAAGGACUGUAGCGUUAGGGUUGGCGACACGCCAAAAAGCAUAUUUUACUCUAUAGAGCUGCAUUUGCUUGAUCUAGAGGACCUUAGUAUUGAGGACAACAGCUGGUUCGAGCCGUAUUAUAUUAUGGGCCUGUCGAAGCUACCUUCCUUGCGGCGCCUUAGUCUUAAGGGCUGUCAGGCGCUGUGCAAGUUUGUGCCGUAUGGCAGCAUGGCGGCACGUUUCGGUUUCCAAAAACUAGAGUCACUAGAUCUUCGCCAGACGCCCAUCAACAACUCAGAUCUGCAGUGUUUCAGCGCUAUCGAGAAUCUCAAAGAACUGCUGCUUGAGUCGCCACAGAUCCCGCACUCCAAACAAGCCGUUGCUAAAAAAACCAGCAACGGCAACGCCACUGACGAAGCUGCUUCCCCGCAGCCUGAUUCACUGAAAGUGCUUAGCGAUGACGAGCCGUCCACAUCGCGGGCCGCCAUGGAGCAUCUGCGUGCAUGCAAGGUUUCAUUCAAUUUGGACAACUGCAACGAGAGAAAGGAGCAGAAGUCGCCGGUGCCAACUGAACCUCCUUCGGAGGGCCAGGACCUCCAGGCGAAACGAAUCCGAGCACCAUCAGAAUCCGAUGAUGAGGACACAUCAUCCACCUCAGGGUCUUCGUCGGACAAAUCGGAGGUUCUACCGUUGCCCAGUAAUGGUCAUAACGGUGCUGCUGGCGUCGACUUGCCGCCACGUCCACAUGCAGCCAAUGCAGGCAAUGCAGCCAAUCUCGAGGCUCCCGUGCAGGAUACCGGAUUGGAGCCCAGACCCCCGCGCGCCUACAUCUACGUACCCGACGCUGAGAACGCUAAUAACCCGCGCCAACAGCGUAGUGUUGUGGCCGUAUUUGCACAGGGAACGGAGCAAAGGUAUAUCUAUGUCAAUCAACAAUUCUCACUCCCGAUAAAUGUUCUGAUGCCGACGCGACGCCAUCGUACGAAUCCGCGUCCGAACUACGAUCAGGUGGUUAGCCAUCCGAUGUUUUGGAACAUGCUUGAGCCACUGGAUCGCGACUAUUCUCGCCGAGUGCGGCCACGGCCGCUUUCCUGUCAGACAACACCUCAAUACUACGUCACCGAUCGGGCGAUGUAUAGCUUUGGCCGAGCUGAUCGACCGGUGCAACCGGACGUUGUCUGGAUCCGGAACAUCAACCGCUCGCCAGACAACAGACUGGAGCGACUGUCGUUGCGAAACUACCAUCUCAUCACAAAUCAUACCCUGGAGCACCUGGUGCAGUGCUCCCCGAAUCUGGUGUAUAUCGAUGUGAGUGGCACCAGCGUCACGCUUCCGGCAAUUCGGCGCUUCAGGAUCUCCAAACCGAAAUGCGAAGUGGUCGCCAACCACUUGGAGGAGAUUGAAAAACUUCCGGAGGUGGAGCCACAGGAAGAGGAUGACACGGUGGUGGUGCUGCUGCAGCCGCCGCCGCGCGCAGACGGCGACCAGCCACCGAAAUCGCCACCGCCACAGGAGGUGGUGGCUCCUUAGAAUAUUGUUUUUAAAGAUUCCGUCGAAGUGGGCCGUGCUGGAUUAAUUUUUUUUAGAAAGAAGACGACAUGGCCAAGCCGAUGGAUCCACAACGCUGGCUACAAGCGAGUGCUGUAGCUCAGCCACCUAGUAUUACGUUUGACUAUCCGAGUCCUUGUAAUAUAUACGCCAGGCUAAACGCACUGUAUAAAUCAAAACCACAAUUCAAUUCCUUUAGCUAGGCAUUAAAGAAAGCGCGAAAUCCUUUUGGUAAAUA